Molecule: messenger RNA, 2139 nt
Organism: Cuscuta campestris
Lineage: Eukaryota; Viridiplantae; Streptophyta; Magnoliopsida; Solanales; Convolvulaceae
Source: the annotation of a GenBank genome assembly
AGAAAAGAAUCUGGUUUUUUUCCAAGUACUGAUCCAUCUAAAUCAGGAGAGAAACAUAAUCUCUGCAUGCUUCCGACCAUCAUCUAUUGGUGAGUUUUUGUUUGAUAAUAAAAACCAUAAUGUGAAUUCAUUCAUUCAUUCAUCAGCCCUUGAAAAAAAGAAUUGUAAAAGGAUCAAAUCCAGACUGAUUCAUUACCUUUAAUGCAGAUUUCCAGAUGGAACAAUUCAGGCAGAUCGGGGAGGCACUAGGAGGCAUCAAGGCUUUAAUGGUUUUCCAAGACUGCAUACAGGUGAACCAGAGGCAAUGCUGUUUAUUGGUGGACAUGCUCACCUGUGCAUACAACACAACUGCAGACUUGAUGAAACAGAACCUCAGAUUUGAAGAGAGGAAUUUCAAGUGGAAAGUCAUGGAAGCCCCACUGAGAGAGCUCCUCAGGGUAUUCAGAGAGGGCGAAAUGUACGUCAGGCACUGUUUGGACGCAAAAGAUUUCUGGGCAAAAGCCAUAACCCUGUACCAGAACACCGACUGCGUAGAAUUCCACAUCCACAACCUUCUCUCCUGCUUCUCUGUUGUGAUUGAGGCCAUCGAAAUGGCUGGAGAAGUCUCCGGUUUUGACCACGACGAGAUCCAGAAGAAGAGAACUGUUUACGCACUCAAGUAUCUCAAGGAGUGUAAAGACCAGAGAAUCUUUAACUGGAGAUUCGGGAACCAGUACCUGAUUUCUCCAGAUUUCUGCACUCGGAUAAACUCGGCGUGGAACGAGGACAGAUGGGUCCUGAAGACAAAAGUCCAGGAGAGGAAGGUUUCGUCUAAGCAGGAGCAGCGACUUGCCGAUCUCCUCUUGAGGAACUUAAACAUUGUGGACCCAUCAUCACCACCAGAUAAACUGGUGCCCUGCACGGCUUUAGUUGGGUCCAAAGACUACCACGUGAGGCGGCGGUUGGAAAUCGAUAGCCAGUACAAGGAGGUUCAGUGGUUGGGUGAGAGCUUCUGUCUGAGACACUUUUUUGGUGACAUUGAACCGCUAGUCUCAGAAAUCUCUCGCGAACUUGUACUCUCACACCCAAACGUGUUGCAAAUAUUCUGUGGCUUCACGGAUGAAGAGAAGAAAGAGUGUUUCCUUAUCAUGGAUCUCAUGAUCAAGGACCUAUCCAGUUACAUCAAAGAGGUUUGUGGUCCGAAGAAACGGGUCCCCUUUUCUCUCCCAGCUGCAGUUGACUUGAUGCUUCAGGUUGCAAGGGGCAUGGAAUAUCUCCAUUCGAAGAAGAUUAAUCAUGGGAAUUUAAACCCUUAUAAUGUCCUAGUAAAAGCCAGAAGCCCCCAUGUGGAAGGUUACUUGCACGCUAAGGUUUCUGGUUUUGGCGUAAGCCACACUCGGAAAACACAUUCUAAUCAACAAAACUCACUCAGUUACAUCUGGCAUGCGCCAGAAGUCCUCGCUGAACCAGAAGAGUACUCUGAGAAGUCUGAUGUGUACAGUUUUGGGAUGAUUUGCUUUGAGGUGUUGACGGGGAAGGUCCCAUUUGAAGACGGGCAUCUCCAAGGAGAGAAAAUGAGCAGAAACAUAAGGGUGGGGGAGAGGCCUCUCUUCCCCUUUCCUUUGCCAAAGUAUCUGACAAGCUUAACAAAGAAGUGCUGGCAUGCCGAUCCCAACCAACGGCCAGGAUUCUCAUCCAUCUGCAGGAUCCUUCGCUACAUAAAACGGUUCAUGGUUCUGAACCCAGAACACGCGCAACAGCCAGAUUCACCCAUGCCGCCAUUAGACUACAGUGAUGCUUUCUUUGCAAAUAAAAUGGCACAAACUCCAUUGCAAGUAACACAGAUCCCUUUCCAAAUGUUUGCAUAUAAAAUGGCAGAAAGGGAAAAAUCAGCUGGGGAAAAUAACUCUGAAUCGGGAAGUGAUGCUUCAGCUUGUGGAGAUGAUGGUUUGAUUGCAGAAGACCCACUCCCAUCACCUACUGAGAGAAAGUCUCUCGGUUCACCAGAAGUUUUGAGCAAAAAGCUUUCAAUAUCAAAGAAAUCUGUUGACAUCAAAUCAAGCAAACAGCCAGGUGUGCUUAGAAAAUAAAACCUUUCCUAGGUCUCAAGUUUUGAUUGAGUAGAUACAUAAUUACAUCAAGUAAAGCGUUUUGAAAAAU